Molecule: messenger RNA, 7759 nt
Organism: Oreochromis aureus
Lineage: Eukaryota; Metazoa; Chordata; Actinopteri; Cichliformes; Cichlidae
Gene: spina
Product: spindlin-1
Exons: 8
Coding region: 2624-3400 (258 amino acids)
Biological process (GO): gamete generation
Source: RefSeq, a predicted model, not a curated record
AACCUGCUUGGUCGUUUUGUCAGUGCAGAUGAUGACUGUAUGAUGAUUAUUGUGUACAUAAUUCUUCUAACUGAGCAGGUUAGCUCGAUGCUCAUCAGACUCCCUUGCAGAGAAUAAAGGAAGAGGUGUGGGGGCUCGUGCUGCUGCUGCCAUGCUGCAGAUUAAAAACAGUGUUUGUAAGUCAGCCUCUGGGUUUGCUGCAUUGUCUCAGUCAAAUGCAGCCAAUAAAGUAAUUGGUUUUGCAUGUUACUGGAAGCGGAUUUGAAUCCUCCAGCCUGAUGGUAGCUACGCCCCCCUGUGCCAACUUGUACCCAAAUCAAAGCAAAGGUCACUUGGAGGCUGGUCCCCCAGGUGAAGCUGCAGCUUACCUGCUGGUGCUUCCCUCACUGAACAGAAAAGUAGUAAGGUUUGGGAGUGAAUGUGUAUUUUUCUCUUUGUCUUUUUGUUUUCUUAGCGUCCCAGUGGAUGUUAAAUAUUUUAUUUCCCAACGCUGCUUUUUUGUGUAAUCUGAAGGUUACACCGAUUCUACCUAACACCACCUACUAGUUUUUCUAUUUCUAUUUUAAUUUUAGCCUACCUGUGUCUCUCUCCUGUUGUUUAUCUGCAUAUUUUUGCACUAGUAAGCCAGUCACUGCACCUCCUCCUCCCUCUUCUUUUUCCAUUUUAUGUCAGGUUCCAGACCUCCAGUGCUGAAAAAUGAAGCAAACCCCCCCCCCGCAGUUCCUCUAAUGGCCACUGGAGGCUGGCUCCAACAGUUGUUAAAGCUGUUAAAAUGGCCAACUUCACAGUUUACAAAUUUUCUUGAAGCCAGUGGUGUCGUGGUUACUUUGAGCACUUGGCAAGUGAAAGGUUGCUAAGCUCAAAGCUAAUCUGCUUUAAGGUUGGGAAGAGAGUAAAACUGCAAAAUCAAACACGCUGUGGUGAUCCCUUGUGGCAACACAGGAGCUGAAAAAAGGGGGUUAUAUUGUGGCUCCAUUGGUUAAUUUGCCCUUAUGCACAACAAAGCCACAGAGACCCAGCAUCAGUCACAAGCCAGGAAAUAAAGGAAGAGCUGAAAGCAGCGGUUUAAUAUGUUUGUCAUAAAUUUUAAGCUAUACCUGCUGUUGUGAGGGCUGAGAAGGAAAGUAAUGAAAUCUAAAAUAUGCAAUUUCAUUACUCGCAUAUUUUGCAGUUUCAUUAUUACCAAAAUUAACAUUUAUUAUUAUUUGUAAAAAACAGAUAAAGGUGGCAGUGUGUGUUAAUGCUAAAGUAAAAUACUAGAAUUUCACUCACCAAAACUAGAGCACAUACUUCUUGGAUGGACUGUACCUCACAGUGAGCCGUAUUAUUAUAUGUCAGAUAUUUUUAUGAAAAGACACGCUGAGAGGUCCAGUUCAGUUUACGUGAAGUCCAGCAGACAGUCGGCAGCUACAACCACCUGUUUCAGCAUCCACCUGUCUGUCAAAGAGGCCAUGCCCCUAACUUUAAACCUCAGCAAAAUCACAACAGGUGACUUAUAUAAAUGUUAUAUAGACUGUAUAGUUGGCAAGCAGGUGGAAAAUAUCCAUAAAGACCAAAACUGUUUUAUCAGGCUGCAAACAUUUUAACAUGAUGGUCUAUGAGGACUGACUCUGUUGUAACCAACCUCUAGUGGGCAUUAGAGGAACUGCAGUUUGUGACACUUCCAUGCUACAUCAUUGUUAUCACUGACAAUGAUGUACAUCAUUGUCAGUGAUACUUUUAGUCAAUAACACAAGCUGCCAGAGGUCAGUGAUAAUCAUACAGGCGACCUUCUGGUGUUUAUUAAUGAAAGAAAACCAGUUAAAAAACAUGAAGAAAAUGAAUAAGUUAUAUAAAAGUCAACAUAAUAAGAAGCUAAAUGAGUGGCUAUGCCGUCAAGGACACCAGAACACCAAGCCUGCCAAAAACCUUUUUGAGCUCAGUGUUACAUUGUUUAAAAGCACAUGUUAGGGAAACUCUAGAUUUAUUUUACUUUCUGAAUCACGACCCUGUUUGGGCAGUGCUGGGACUUGAUGUAAUCCAGAUGUUUUGGGAGGUGAAAGAACCCCAGAAUUCCUCCAUAGAUUUUUCUAGUCUGGGUUUCCUUACGGUACCCCGACAGAGUGUGUGAGUACUCGUAUUACGGUUGUUGUGGAGACGGAUCCGUCACUUUGCGGGGAUGUGCAGCUCUUUCCAGUCCCUGUGAGCUCAGGUGUUAAAUCUUUAAGGCUAACACUUGGUUACAGGUUAAGCUCGGGAAUGUUGUCAGCCCCGAUGGGGUAAUUCUCCAGGAAAUGAAUGUAAGUGAGCUAUGAGUUGGACCGAAUGAUGCCGAUUCGUUGCUGUCCAGAUUUCCUCUUCCCCUCAGGACGGCAGAUGACUAAUCCUGUGUUGCUCCAGGCAACGAGAGGAAAAUCACCACCAGCUGCAGCCAAGCACUGCAGAGCGUCUCUGGUGUUUCUGGUGGGUUAGUCUCCUCUGCAGGUUUGAAUCUGGUUUUGCUGAAGAGGGUUGAGGAAAACGAGCUCCAGGUCCUGGAAAGCGACCUGCUGAACCUCUCAUCAACUGUGCUGAAUACUGCAGACCGGGUUUGAGCUGUAGCUGUGUGGCCGGGCAGCCUGGCUGCCCCCCUGCCUCCAGAUGAAUGAAGAACACUCCGGGACACAGAGACACAGCUGAUACAGGGCAUGCAGGUGUUUCUGCCAAUAUGAUGAAGAAAAAGAACCCGCACAAGAAGCAUAAGAGCAGCCUCGGCCCGCCCACCAAAGUCCUGUCACAGCCUCGACGCAACAUCGUUGGCUGCCGGAUCCAACACGUCUGGAAGGAAGGAGGAGGACAUGUGAUCUGGAAAGGAACUGUACUCGACCAGGUGCCUGUGAACCCGUCUCUCUAUCUGAUAAAGUAUGAUGGAUUUGACUGUGUUUAUGGUUUGGAGCUUCAUAAAGACGAGAGGGUUCAGGGACUGGAAGUGCUCCCCGACAGACUUGCUAAGUCCCGUCUGACAGACGUCAACCUGGCCGACGCCAUGAUAGGUAAAGCGGUGGAGCACAUGUUUGAGACGGAGGAGGGUCCGAAGGAGGAGUGGAGGGGUAUGGUGCUGGCCCGGGCUCCCAUCAUGACCAGCUGGUUCUACAUCACCUACGAGAAAGACCCUGUCCUGUACAUGUACCAGCUGCUGGAUGACUACAAAGAAGGAGACCUGCGCAUCAUGCCCGACUCUAACGACAGCGUCCCAACAGAGAGGGAGCCGGGCGAGGUGGUGGACAGCCUGGUGGGUAAACAGGUCGAGUACGCCAAAGAGGACGGCGGCAAAAGAACAGGCAUGGUCAUCCACCAGGUAGAGGCCAAGCCGUCCGUCUACUUCAUCAAGUUUGACGAUGACUUCCUCAUUUAUGUGUAUGACCUGGUCAAAACUUCGUAAGACUCUGUGGAUUUCCUGAAGCUCACCCAAACCCAGUGCGAUGGAAAGAAAAUGCAGCACACGUGGAGACAUCUGGAGCAUUUAACCCGGACUUGUUCUUCGGACCAUCAAAGAUGAAAAUAAAGACUGAAAAGAAGAUUUUUCAUAGCGGAAAAUGAGAAGAAAGGCUGUUUUUGCGAGUCAACUUGUUUCUCUGCAGGAACGUUUAAAAUGGAAAAAAAGACCUCCUUUAAACCCUUAAAAUAAUAGGAAAAAGUUACCUUUAAUAGGUCUAAAAGCUUUUGAAGCCCUGUGUUACAUUUCUGGAAAAAAAGAAAGUUAUAUAAAAGAUCAAUUUUAGAUUAGAAAAUAAUACAACAUGGAUUAGAUUCAAGAAGAGGCUUUUUUUUUUUUUUUUUUUUUUUUUUUUUUUUUUACUAAACAGCGAUCUAGUGAAUAGAUCAAUAGUAGCCACCUCUUUUUCGCUUGAGCAUUUAAAGAUUCUUCUGGAAAGAUUUCUGUGCCAUGUUUUCUACUUAAGCUCACCUGGCCACAGAAAAACAAGCAGACUCCCAGUGAAGAAAUGUAGCCUGAAGCCGGUUGUUGGAAGGGACUUGACUUGAAAUCAACAAAUCAAACAGACAGAAGAUGAUGAUGAUGAUGAUGAUAAAGAAGAAGAAGAAGGAUUCUUGGACUGGAACAUUUCCAGUCACAAUGAAGGAGGACUUGGUGUUUGGACUCAGACGCCACAUCUCAGUGUUGACAAUAACUUCUCCAUCUGCCUAGCAUUACCAUGUAUGGAAGCUCAUUUCUGCCAUGAUUAAAAAAUACUCAUGCUAAAGGCAGUAUUACAAUAUUUCUAAGUAAAAAUCAUGACGUCCUAAAUCCGAAUAAUCAGAUAGUUUUGAAGGGUACCUAGAUGCGCCCUUUGGUAUAUGCUCCACUGAAUCAUGAAUUCAUACAUUCGCAUUUCUGUGUGAAUAUACAGAAUUUGUAGUUCAGGCUCUGUUGGCCAGUAACAAAGGUAAACGGAGCAAAGCAAGCGAGGAUUGUCUGACAGUGAUUUAACUUUUAUUUUUUUUUUAUUUAUAUGCAGAUAGAACAUGACAGCCAGAAAUGCUGGUUGUUCCCAGGGGUUAAUUCAGCAAAUAUGUCCAAAAACAUCCAAUCAUUUUCACAAUUUUAAAAGUUUAGUUAGUUUAGUUGUUUAAAGAAAAUCUGAAUCUGAAUCUUGACUAUUUUUUUAGGUUCAUUUCCGACAUGAGUUUUAUUUAAUAUUAUAAAGUUUUACAAACAAAGCCAAAAGUAUUCACUUAUUAUGUUGAUGUUGAACUAAGUAAACAGUAUUUCAUUUUAAGAUCAGAUUAAAUAAUACUUUCACUUGCUAGCUAAUAUUUAAACGAAUGAUUUACCAUCCUUGCUCAGUGAGAUAAAAUCUUUGCCUUUAAAACAGGGUCAUGUCUCAUAAGUCUGACUAAGCAAGGCUUUUAUUGUUGGUUUGUUUUUGUUUUAUUUAAAUGGUCAUUUUUUUUCUUGGUACAAACGGGCUUCCAUACACCAGAACUCCAUAAGACAGGAAGUGAAACAAACUGGUUCCAUUUUGACAGUUUAAUGUCAAAGCUGGACUUUGUAAAGGCCUGGAAACCGUUGGCCCAAACUAAACGCCUUCAUCAAAGCCGGAUGGUUUGGUGACAUCUCUCUGAAAAAGGAACUGUUGAAAACAUCAAAAUGACCUUUGGAAAUAUCCCAAACGCCAAUUUGUGGCCCAUCGGAUUGGAUGAAGGAAAAACUACAUUUUUUGUUUGGCUCUUGUACAGAGGAAACCAAGGUUAUUUUCAUCACAUUGUGCGCUACUCACACAGGCUCCAUGUUUAAAAAAAAAAAAAAAACCUCAUCUAAAAUCUCAAGCAGUUCUAAACUGUGUUUUUAAAAAAAAAAGAAAGAAAAAAGUUAUUUGUUUUUGUUCCUUUUUUGUUUUCGUCUUUGCCAAAAGUCCCCCUUCCUGUCGUGAGGUUGUUUGAUGUUAAAGAUGAUUGGACAGCUUUUUUUCCUGUUUUUUCUUGUGAUAUCACUAAAGCCUUUGAAUUUACUCUCGUGUUGUCUUUUCUAAGUCGUCAAAAAAAAAAAAAAAGGAAAAAUGGGGCAGAGAAAACGAAACUGAACCAUGGCCAAAGCCCUUUCUGUCCUUUUGGAGUUUGUUUAAAAAAACAAAACAACAAAAAAAAAAACUUGUCAUGGACAGCAGGCAAACACCUGGCUGUGCCACUAUUCAUGGAAAAACAGACUUUGAGAGCAGAAAGCCUGACUUAAUGCUACUUAAACCUGAAAGGUUGGAGGCGUGAAGAAUGCUUCCUGGACACUUUGUAUUGUGUGUUGGACUUUUGAAGUCACCAGAACGCACGAGGACAGACAGAUUUGCUGUAGCACUACAGUCAUGUUUCCAACCUUGAAACCAUCGGUGAGACCUGAAACUUUUGUCAAGAGCGUUGGGAGCCUAAAUCCGGUUCACUUCCAUGUUUGGCUUGAUAACAUUAUAACUGAAAAUAUCCCAGUUUGUAUUUACACACAAACCAAAAGAUCACAGACUCCUCGUGGGCAGAUCGGAUCUUCUCCUGGACAUCUUGGAAAGCGCUCACGAGGUGAUCCGGUCUGCUUCACAGCAUGUAUGCAGUAAGAGAGGACACAAUCGGUCGUGUUUAGUAUAUAAAGAGAUUAACAGCCAGUGAAGGUUUGAAUUUGUUUUGUCACAGAUGUACUUUUUAUUUUAUUUGGAUUUACUCCAGACUGAAGGUUUUCUAAAAACUACUGUUUAUUGUACUUAUUUGAACUGAAGUUAAAGGGAACCUAUUCUGUUUACUGCUACUAGAGUCACUUUGUGUGAUUCAGAAUUCAAAAUAAUCCCUAAAAAGCAAGCAAAACAUCAUUUAUACUGCAGAUUUCCCUCCAGGAGGAAGCACGAUGUGCUGGUUCUUGCCAAACCUCUGUAUAGGCUGUGAAUUUUAGCAUGGGAAAAGAAAAAACGAGCAACAAUAGCAUAGUAAAAAAUUAUGAAACUCAUAAGUUAAAUCCAUAACAUACAGAUUCAAUAAAAUAAUUGAAAGCUUAAAAUAAAACAAUCAUAAUCAACCUUGCUUAUCUGAAACAAACAGUUUUAGCUCUUCCCCUUUUGUUCUGAAUUGCCCCUCCCCCUAUACAGGUGGGUGGGACUUCUGUUGUCAGAUGACCAUAUUAGGGAUAUCCACUCUCUCUGACUUCAUGCAGAGCCAAGAGUAGAAAAAAAAACUGAGUUUAAAGCAGUCUGAAGUUUAAACUUUUGCUUCAGAUUUAUAAACAAUAAUGGUUUUAAUAAGAGGUGCCAAUAUAACAUUACUGACAAUGAUCAUAAUCAGUAUUUAAAAAUAACAUUUUUAUUGCAUCACAAAUGCACAUAUGAUAAUAUCUUAAUCCAGGCUGAGGGUUUGCAGUUUAUUUACUACUGCAGAAACAGCUCAACUGUUGUUGGCGUUUCUGUUGCCAUGGCAACUGCUCACUAAUUGUGUUGCCCGCACACACACGCACACACACACACACACACACACCUCCCAAAGACAGACUGAGUCACUUCAAAUCCUGAGGUGGUUUCUCAGGAUUUGACCUUCUGCCAGCUGCUCCGUGAGCGCCUGUGCAUCUGAUCGAGUCUGUGCAGUUUGAUGCUGAAUUGUAGGUGUACACCUGUGACGAAAAAAAAAAAAGGAAAAACAUAAUAGGUUCCCUUUAAAAUACUUGAGUCUGUUCUGAGUCAGUGUUUCGUCAUUCGGCUACAUUUGUGGGAUAAACGGGGAUCUCCUACAGGCUGCUGUCAAAGCCGGUGAACUCCAGACACGAGGGCAGCUAGCUGAGUUGAUUGCACUGUUCAGGCUGUUUGUAACGGUGGAAAUGUGCUUGGAUGCUUUGGCUGAAUCGAUGUACAGAACAGUUUUUCUUUGUGAAGCCUUCAGUGUGUGUACUUCCUGUAAUGUAGUUAGUUGCAAAGGCAGAUUAAAGCUCUUAUUAUUAUAACCGCUCUUUAAAAAAAAGAAAAAAGAAGAAGACAGACCCUCUGUGAGGUCUGUAAGUCUCUGCACUUGUGUAUCUGUUUUGUUUUUCAUUGAAAAAGAAGUAUGAUUGUGAUCAUCUCAGCCGGCACUAUUUUAAUCAGUUAACUAAAUAACGCGUCGUUGCUAAGACUCGACUCCCAGCCAGGUUAUGUCGGUUCAUUUUUGCUCUUAUUAUGAUACCAGAUUAUUGUGGUUAAUGUUGGAAUGACAUGGGCCUUCUAUCAUCCUUUUGCCUUGUAUUGUUUGUUUUUGUAUGUUUAAAAAAAUGUAUGUUAAUAAUUUUUAUUGUUAAUGGAAAACCUGA